CAAACAAAAUACGCGCGUCACUGCUUCUUGGUAGUUCAACUUGUGGCAGCCAGGUAGCAAUAGUGUGGAGAGUGGGCGUGGGUUCUGGGUUCAGCAGAUGUACAAAAUUGACAUGCAAGGCAUUCAUUGUAGGAAGAUUAAUGAUUUGUUUUCAUAAAUUGUUCAUGAAUUCAUUGCCUGGAAAAUAAUUAAUGCAUGUGCACUGAAGAUGAAGUGUUCUGUAUAUACCAGAGGUUUCGUUAAUAAUCUUCAAACGCAAAAGGGUUAAAGAAAUGAAUCGAAGAGAAAGUGUGUGUGAAGAUGAAUGGUCUGAAAUACAGCAGAGAUUUCAAAAAGAAGGGCUGGAUUUUGAGAAUCUUGUGCCAGAAGAAAAAUUGUUACAUGUAUGGAGGUGGUUGGUUGAUGCUGAAGCCAAUUUGCGAACUUCACGUAGGCAGUUGGAAAAAUUACGAGAAUUGCGAAGUGAAGAAAUGGAAGAAAUGGAAAAUUAUAUUGGUCAGAUACGAGAUCUUGCAGAUAAACGUGCAGAUCAUUUGGAAUCAGAAACUGUUAAUUUGCGCACAAAGCUGGAGUCAUCUGAGCAACAAGCUGCUACUCUUGCAACCCUUCUUGAGAAAAGUGGCCUGGAGUGCAUAGCUGAGGAAUCUCUGGGUGAACAGGUUGCUUUCCUAAUAGCAGACCGAGCUAAAUUAAUGGAAGAGCUUGAUGUAGUGAAGAAAAUAAAAUUUACUAAUGGUGUAAAUGGACUGAAUAAAGAAGGAGAUUUACUUUCGGAAAUCAUUAAGGUUUCAUCGGAAAAAGAGGUGCUUAAAAGAGAAGUUGCAGAAAUGUGUGACAGAGUGCAGUUACUGGAGAAAUCAUCUCGGCAACUGGAACUUGAUAAUGAAAGACUGGCAUUCAAGUUAUCAGAAGCAUUGGCUGAGCUUGAAGAGAGGGAAUCUCAGUUGAAACAGUUAGGUGUGUUCAACAAUGAAGGCGAGCAAGCAAUUCAGAGCAGUAUCAAUUUAUUGUGGCCAAGCUUUCGACCAGGAGAUUCUCCUCACCCUAACUGCAAACGCAACUUGUCCCUACCACCUCGAAGUGAUUCUCCUCGUAAUACAUUGAAACGUCCAGGAAGUGCUAAUAAACUAGAUGUGAAAGGUUUAUUGCAUGGUCCUUUGGUUGUAAGUGGAAUGAAUGAAGCCCUUUCAGAUAGAAUGGGAGGUGAAGAAGUUACCACACAGACAGAAGAUCAUCAAGAUAAUCGUGAUAUUGAAUUAAAUAAAUCUCAUUCAUUUGGUGAAAAAGAUCUAGAUCUCCGUUCCCAGAGUUUUGGUGCUGAUUCGACUCCACCAAGUUUAUUGCUCAGUGAAAUUAGUGGUUCUCCAAAGAAACUAGCAAGUUUGUUAGAUUCUCAAAUUGCGGCUUCUCGAACUGAACUUGUAAGACUUGAAGAAAUUAAAAAAUUGCAGGGUGAAUGUGAAAAUCUCAAAGGGCAAUUGACAGCUGUGACUGAAAAAUACAACAACUUAGCUAUGAGACAUAUUCAGUACAAAGCUAAACGCAAAGCUCAGAUUGAUGACCUCAGAAAUAGGUUAGAUGCAGAAAUCAGUUCAAUGCAAUGCCAGGUAGACAAUUUACAACAGCAGCUUUCUGUGCAGAAGAAAAUGCUCACUUCAGAAGAAUGUUUUCGGGAGCGAAUUGAAACAGAUUAUAGACACCUACAAGAAGAAAAACGUACAUUAAUGGUUAGUGUAAUGCAGUUGGAAGCAUCGGUUAGAGAUAAAGAAAGAGAAAUUACUGUUUUAGGGAAAAAAAUAACAUUGUUAGAAAAUGCUAAUUCAGAUCUCCUUGCUAAAGUUCUCCAGCUCAAAUACACAUCAGUUAGGCAUUCAAAUAAGAAUUCAGGUGCAAUACCAAAAAGUAACAGUGUUGAAGGUGUUUUGAUGGACCUGGGAAGUGUAUGAAAUUUCAUAUUUUAUUUCAUUCAAUUCACUCGGUAAUUAACACAAAAAAGUAGAAUAAAAAUUAAUAUAUCCUGAAUUUACAUCAGAAAUUGCAUGCUUCAGUUGUAGUUCAAGUUUUAAGUGCGUGUCUGUGUUCCACACCAAUACUAUUUAAUUCCGAACUGAACCUAAUCAAACCUGUCACCAUGGUAAUUUUACUAACAAUGAAGUAAUGUGGUAUAAUCUUUUUUCAUCUUAUUUAUUCAUGAAGUAUGAAGUUCACCUGUUCAUUUUUAAUGUACCCAUACUGAUGCUGUCUAAUUAUUAUUAAUUAAACAUUGUAUAUACGAAUAUAUCGUAAUUGCAGGUAUCAUCUGCACAUGUUAUAUUAAGUUCAUUUUGCUAGAGGCAAGAGAAUUGGGGGUUCAGGUUACUUAGAUGGCUAUAUUAUCAAAUCAAAUCUAUAGCUCAUUUGUAAAUUCAAAUUUGUCCUAUUACAAAUGAGUGAAAUUUCAUUGUUAGUUGUCAAAACUCAUUGCUGUCUUUUAGUCUUUAUAUUGGUACAGGAAAUUGGGUAGGAAUUUUGUAACUUAAGAAAAUGUGUGCAUAUGAUAACUGAAAUUCUGUUCAGGAAUAAAAUUAUAUAAAAUGAUUGUCAUUAAACAAUAACAGAGUUGCAUCAAAGUAAGAUAUAGUGAGCAAACAUGCAGACCUAUUUUUUUGAAUGUAAUUUUUUGUCACGUUGUUACAAAAUCAAAUAUUUGAAUAUUUUGUGUCUUAUUUAUUCUUAAUUAGAGUAACUGGCAUUACUGUGAGAUACUGGAAUUCAUUUGUCAGUACCGUGAAUUGUUCAUUGUCUUAACUCUAAAAUGAAUUAAAAGAAAUGUUCUCAAAUAUAUUUAUUACUGUUGAGAAGGCUAUAUAUGGAGUAAUCUUACUAAAUGUAUUCAAAAGAAAUUGACAUAAAGAAAUCUCACCACAUUUAAAGUAUUUCCAUUAUGCAUAUACUUGAACAUUGUUAUGUCGUACUAACAAUUAAAAAAUUACUAGUUCAAAAUUAUUUUUAGAGUGAAAUUAUUCCAUACUUCCUCCUGAAACACUUUCUUGAUCUGCCACUCUGAGAAGGAUGCUACUCUGUUAAUAUAUAAUCUGACUUACAUUGGUGUGAAACACACUUCAUCCAAAUUUAAUUUCUUAUAUUCAUUAUAGCAAAAUUGUGCCAAAAUCUCUUUUAUAACUAUAAUCUAAAACAUCAACUAAACAUGUAGAUUCGAUAGUGUCAAAUGCACAAAAUUUUAUUAUUUUCAUUUAUUAACGAAAUAUGUUACUAUAUUUUUAUUCGUAUAUCUGUUGCAAAUUAUUGUUAAGAGAGAGACUACUUUGAAGCAUGUACAGACUUCAAGAGUUUGCCAUGAAAAUGAAAAUCUGUUUUUAAAGCGUUGUUUACAUGUGCUUAGAAUAACAUUUUUAUCAACAGUUAAUGCAAAUUAUUUGAUGUCUUAUUCAUUUCACGACUGUUUUUAAUUUAAUCUUUUACAAUGCACAAUGAUAUUAGAAAUUAUUAAGAUCCUUUGGAUGUAUCCAUUAUCCAAUAGACUGUAUUCAUACUGUUAGUAUUGGAAAAUUCAAUCUGGAUAUUCAAUCAAGAGGAAAUUACUUCUUCAUACAUUGUAGAAAACUAUCUCAUACAUGUAAACAACAUAUCAAUAUCUAUACUUUUGACAAUUGUAUGUACAUGUGUGCUUCUCUCUUCCUUUCAUGUUUUGCUGGCACUUCUGCAGGUGAUUUGUGAAAUUAUCUCACUUUUUAUUUGCAUUAGAAAUUAAAGUUCAUUGCAAUGUUUUCUUAUUGGGAAGUGUCAAUUUUUAGGUGAACUAUUAGGAAGCCUAAUGUGAUAUAAUAAGUUAGUAUCUUUUUUGAUUAUUCAAAAUGCAAUUGAGUGUCUUGCAUUUUUUAUGGCUCUGUAGCUUAACUCUCAAGAAUACAGUAUUGAUCUAGUCAAAAACUAUUUUAUAUAAAUCAUGUUCAUUAAUAAUAUUUAUGUAACAGUGAAAUAAAUUAUGUUAUUUUAGAACUUAUUUAAUUUGGAGUAAUGCAUUGUAUAUUAUAUAUUUACCUAAAAUAUGAACAAGGUUUCAUAAAAUACUUGUUAGUCAGCAAUAAAGUGAUAAGGAUGAUAUAUAUUUUUCUGACAAAUUGUCUGAGGUAGUAUUGAAAAUGUAUCCACUUAGGAAGAGUUCUUGUACCUUAAGUAGCAUUUAUGACUAUCAUAUACCAAUGUCCGAACUCUUCAGUUACAUGGGGAGGAAGCUUCUGAACUAAUGUAGCAAUGUGUUAAAAUAUGUGUUUUUGUUAUUAUACUAUAUACUUUUCUUAGUUUCACAUGAAUUAUGCAAAUGUUUGUCAUGCCAAAAACCUGUAUUUUUUUCCUUUUAUUCUGUAAUUUAUGUCCAAAAAAUUGAAUGGUAUGUAGUGUUGCUAAGUUGCAAUAAGUAGCCUAAGUGCAUUUUAUUUAAUUUAAAUUUUUUUCUAUCUGUUAUGUCUUAUGUUUAUUAAGACUUUGGGGGGGGGGCAAAUUUAUUGCAUUAUUUUUAAAAUAAUAUGAAUAAAAGCAUUAUUUUAAAAAUAAUACAAAUAAUCACAUCAAUUCUAUUUUCAUUAAUGUAAUAAUUGGGUAAGAAUGAGUACUGUGUUAUUUUGUACAGUUCUAUGCUUCAAAAUAUCAUAAAAAUAUUUCUUUCUAAAGGAAAUAUGCACUUUUCUUUUAUUGGAAUUUUUCUUGAUUGUUCAGAACAAAAAAUACAUGCUGAAGUACAUUAGGAAGUGUGAAUAAUUUAUUGCAAAUUGUAAUGUUUGUAGUUUAAAUGUUUUUUGUAUUAAAAUACACAAAUUACAAUCUGAGUUUGUGUUCUGAACUUUCAAGUUAUGUUCAAUUGUCAAUGUGAAGUUUAUGGCCACAAAUAAUUUGAAAAAGAAUAUUCUCUUGUAUUAUUAUUACUUUUGCCAUAUGCUAGACAUUUUUCUUUAUCUGUCCAAGGGCUGCUUCUUUUUAUGUGUGAUAUAAGCACCACACAUUCUUGCCAACUGAAAGGUAACGGUUGAAUGCAUUUCUGCAUGAUAUGCUGCCAAAUAUUAUUAUUAGAUAAAGUACUAUACAAAUGUCAGGAGAUCAAACAUAUAUACAUUUUUAUGAUAGUUCUGUGUUACUAAUGUAAGUCGUACUCAUGGUUGUGGAUCUCACUACACUACAGUACACUCACCAUUUUCAGUCACUCAGUAUUUCUGUGUGCUGUUUCCCUACUGGUUAUGGACAUUGUGUAGAAAAAUCACAAUUGUCAUAACCAGACAGAGAAUUAGUUUUAUAAAAUUCGAAAAGAAGUAUUUUUAUUGCUGCAGUUUUAUGCCACAUUUUAUGUGAAGUCUUUCAUUGUAAUUCCAAAUAACCAUUUAUGACUUCCAUUUGCCAUUUAUACUCUUCCUAAAAAUAUAUUUCUCUAAUUAGUGUAGUAGUUGAAUCCGUCCAGUGCUUUUGCUGUUCGGGUCAAUAUGUAAAUUCUUCAAGAGCUAUGUACUGGUAGUACUUAUAUUUACCAACAAUGCCAAAACUGAAUGUAUCUCUAACUAAUUUGGACAAACUGUUGUUGUGAUGAAUAUUGUGUCCAAUCUGAAAUACUUUGUGCUGUGUGUGUUUGGCUAAGUGUAGGUAUCUUAGGUACAGAAUUCAUUGCAUUUAUAAAUUUCUAUUGAAAUUUAAGUAAUUUUAAUUCAUUUAUCAAGAGACUUUUUUAACUUCUGUGUUCUAUUUGUUUCUUAUGGUUGUGAAGGGAGUGGUGAAGUUGAGACCAAGUAUUUUUUUAUAUUAAGGUGCCAAAGAUAUAAUUGUUACAAGUUGAACGUCUCUCUUUAAUCUUCCAUAUGUUAUGGGUUGUAUAUAAUAUAGAUUUUAAAGUGCCAAAUAAAGUAUUUGUAAAACAA
Molecule: messenger RNA, 5900 nt
Organism: Gryllus bimaculatus (two-spotted cricket)
Lineage: Eukaryota; Metazoa; Arthropoda; Insecta; Orthoptera; Gryllidae
Source: the annotation of a GenBank genome assembly